AUGUCCAUUAUAAUCUGCCCGAACAAGGUUUCGCCAACUGUCCUGGCGGCGCGUGAAGAGCUUAAUCGAGCUCUGGAAGCCAAAUAUAUUGAGACCAGACAAUGGUACGAGUACGCCAGCCCUGCCGACUACAGACGGGCAGAGCUUGAUGGGACAACGGGGCUCGGGAAGCCAAUUUUUGACUCGGAAGCCAUUGAUUUCUUUCUUCCUUCAAGCCACGGCGACCAUUCAAUCCUCUUGAGGCAAUUUAUACCCAAGGGAAAGGUAUCUAAAGGUGUAUUCUUGCACUUUCAUGGAAGUGGAUUCUGCAUCAGCUCCGCCCGCUUGAACGAUGGUUACCUUCGUCAUUUGGCCGACACGCUCUCUCUUACGGUCGUGACAGUGGACUAUCGCAAAGCACCGGAGGAUCCUUUUCCCGCGCCCCUGGACGAUGCUAUCGAUGCUGCGCUCUUUGCUUUGUCUCUAGAUGGGGAACAAAAACUUCGAGGGCCGCUCACCAUCAUUGGUGGUGAGUCUGCUGGUGCCUAUCUCAGCGUAUGGGUUACCCUAGAACUCCGCCAACGAGGAAUAGACGUCAUGAGUCGCAUCAAGGGCUUAGUGGCUUCUUAUGGAAUCUAUGACAUGACCUAUCUCCCUUCUGCGAGGAAUUAUUCCCGCCGUCUGAUGCUCAAUAACGAGGACGUGUCGCGCUUCAUCGAUACAGCAUUACCGCAGGACGUAUAUCCGCUAGAUGUCCGAAAACAGCCGCACCUAUCGCCGUUAUAUGCUGAUCUACGGGGCUUACCUCCCGCUUUUUUCCUCGUUGGCUCUGAGGACCCACUCAUUGAUGACUCUGUCUUUUUGGCCACAAAGUGGGGGAUGGCCAAGAAUGAAACAUCCUUGAAGAUUAUCCCAGCCGCGUUUCACGGCUUCACGCUGUUUCCUAUCGGCGAGAUGGCCGAUGAGGGCAUUAGAGGUUGCUGA
Aspergillus caelatus is the source of this 963-nucleotide messenger RNA. Its product is annotated as alpha/beta hydrolase. Gene Ontology annotation, cellular component: cytosol. Gene Ontology annotation, molecular function: triacylglycerol lipase activity; sterol ester esterase activity. The record is from RefSeq and is a predicted model, not a curated record. Lineage: Eukaryota; Fungi; Ascomycota; Eurotiomycetes; Eurotiales; Aspergillaceae. The transcript is spliced from 2 exons. Bases 1 to 963 code for a protein of 320 amino acids. Gene Ontology annotation, biological process: triglyceride catabolic process.